AUGUUCAGUGGCACUGCCAUAGAAGCCUCACCGGAGCUUCGACGGUCCAUAUGUCGCAGUGAGUUGCCAUGUCUUAUUUGUGCUUCGGUUGGUCGACGUUACUCACAUCGAAUUCCGGCACUCGAAACUCUUCACAAGGCUUGGUCAUCGCGCGCAGAAAGGUCGAAAUAUGCGAAGUUUGCUCCCGCGCUCAAAGAUGCAGCCGCAAAAGUAGAUGAGUAUUACGAGAAGACGACACACUCCGCUGCGUAUGUAUUGUUAAUGUUACUCAACCCCACAGGGAAAAUGUCAUAUUUCACGAAGCAUUGGCCAGAGGAUCUGCACGAUGACGUGCUUUCUACUGCGGAGACAGUGUUCAAAGCCCGUUAUCUUCAGCUGAACCAAAACUGGCAGUCUCAAGAAGUUAAUUCGCGAAGUCCUCAACGACGCAACCAGCUUAAGGCCGACAUCGUCGAAGCACUCCAGUGUCUUAAAUGUGCACUACGACACGAUCUUCUGUUCUGGGAGCCUGCGCCAUCGUCUCUCGUUGAGUUGGAGCACCUGGACGACGAUGAUGAAGAAGUGGAAGUGGAAGAGACUGGUGAUGACGAAGAAGGUUGGGACAUUCUGCUUUUGGGCGAUGAUGCUGAGGAUGUGUCAGACACUGAGACGGACAUUUACUAGAUAUAUUGUAAUUAUGCUGCCUAAUGCCACAGUGGUCUUGAGCUGUCUGUUGGCUGCGAAAAGCCGCGGCCUGGUUGGGCUUAAGCCCCGGCUUUGGGCUGGCUUGGGCUCACGGCCUAGGCUCAGGAAUCUUGUGAGCCUAAGCCCCUCGAGGCCAAGCCUAAGCCGGGGCUUUGAGCCUAAGCCGGGCCGGAACAUCACUAGUUAC
This is a messenger RNA of Suillus plorans, 871 nucleotides long. RefSeq lists its product as uncharacterized. The record is from RefSeq and is a predicted model, not a curated record. The transcript is spliced from 5 exons. Bases 1 to 663 code for a protein of 220 amino acids. Lineage: Eukaryota; Fungi; Basidiomycota; Agaricomycetes; Boletales; Suillaceae.